This is a messenger RNA of Dermacentor albipictus, 4318 nucleotides long. The record is from RefSeq and is a predicted model, not a curated record. NCBI's taxonomy places the organism in Eukaryota, Metazoa, Arthropoda, Arachnida, Ixodida, Ixodidae.
UAUAGGUCAAGUUUUUACAAAGGUCCCUGAAGGACUCAUUCUCAGUGAAGAUAACAGAGUCCCCCACUGGUCCAAAUGCACAGCCAUUGAUUGAAAUAGACCAAAACUUGCCCCAUCAUGGCUCACUAGCCAGUCAGAGUCCCCGCAAGUCUGCAUUGUCAGCCAAUCGGCGUUGGCGAAAGCAGCUCACAAAUCAGAAGAUGUCAGAGUUUGGUCUGUCGGAAAAUGUGUUUGAACUCCAGGAGGAGAUAUUUUUUCUUGUGCUAAGGAUUGAAGACUUGGAGAGGCAACUGAAGGAAAGUUCUGAGAUGAUGGUCUCCAAGCAUAAGGAUGAACCUGCAUAUGAGCAGUCAGUCUUGACAGAUGCUCAUCUGCUGGAAAAAAAUGCUGCCCUGGAGCAGCAGUUACAAGACAUGCAGGAGAUGUCAGUAGUGCUUCUGUGCCGGUUGGAAGAGCUGGCAAAAUUCCUAGGGCAGCUGCUGGCCUACGACGAGACUGGAUCAUUGGGGUCCGUGACUCUUUCGCCAGGCAUGGUGGCCAAGAUACGCCAGUUCGUCGCAGACAGCAAGGAGAUCUCCAACUCCUUCCACUCCAUUUCACAAAGCUUUCUUGGUUCUGACACAAGCAGUGUUCUGAGUGAUCACCUGUCAAAGAGAGGUUCACUGGACAAAACUAUGCAGUCCUUCUUAUCUCUUUCAAGAAAAAGUAAAGACGUGACUGCUCUUGUGAAUAAGCCACCGACACCAACGGGCAAACUGGAUCUCAAGAUGAUCCCACCUUCUCCUGAAGAUUUUGCCUUCAUGGAAGAUGAGCUGAAAAUAUUGCGAGACCGAGUGGAGCAGCAGCAGAGUGAGAUCUCGACCCUUACUAGGCGUCUGGAGGAAGAGUGUCCCGAGAGGGCAUCAUCAGCAACUGGAGGGCGUAGCAAGCGAGCCACACUGACCAGCUACAUAAAAACUCGGGAGUUUGAAAAGCUCCUGCGAAGAAUUCAACAAUGUGGCUCCAGACUUGAAGACACCUUGGCUGUGCAUAAGGAAUCAUGCCAGAAACUGUUGGGGACUGCCUUGGGAGAAAGCCCAAAGGAUGCCACUGAGUCACAGCAACUGAAGCCAACAGAUUUGGCAGAAUCUCAUGCCAACUCAAUGCGCAAGCUACAGUUUCGUCUGGAGGAAAUGUUCAUAAAUAACCAAGUUCUGCAGGAACUUCUCACUGAACAUCUUGCAUCUGAAAAAGCGGUUGCUGCAGAAGCCAGCACUCCUUCAGGAGUUGGAGCAGAUGUUAGAGUGAGUGCUACUGAGCAACUGAACCAGUGCAAGAAGGAGCUCGAGUGCAAGGAGAGGAGGGAGGAGAUCCUGAAGAGAGCCAUAGUUCGUGAGCAAAACUCAAAAUUGCAUUUGGAAAAAGAACUGGCAGACUGUCAAAAGGAACUACAGUCUCUUCAUGAAGUACACCUGAUUCUCGAAGGAGACUACAAGGCCCUUGUUGAGAGGAGGGCUGAUUCUACUACAAGGGAAUGCCAGCACCAUUUGUCUCUUGAGAGGCUUGACGGCCCCACCAGGUUGGAGCAAACUAAGAGUUCAAGCAUUGAGAAGUCCAACUCUGAACAAAUGAUGGUGUGUGAUGGUAAUUGCAUUUUGGUAGCACAGGUUCAGCAGCAAGCUCAAGAGAUUGCAAGACUGGGCAAAGAAGAAGCACUGCUUAGGGAGAAGGUCGUGAACCUCUUGGAGGAGAAAGCAAUGCUUUUACAAAAGCUGGAAACAGCACAACAUGAACACGAAGUACUCGCUGAGUCCACAAGCAACAAGAUUUCCGAGUUAGUGACUAAGCUGGCUCCACUAUCCACACAGAACAAGAACCAACAAGAUGAGAUCAGGGGUCUGAGGGAGAGAUGUGACAACCUAUCUCAAGAAAAGGCAAACCUGCAAUUUGAUAUUGAUACAGCCUUUUCAAAGCUGGAAGGGCUGCGAGUAGAAAACCAGGAUCUAAGAGAUUCUCUGCUGGCACUGCGAAAGCAAGAGAGUCAGCUGCAAGAAAAGCUAGAGAAAGCCAUGAGUGAACUGCAGGCUACGAAAAAAAUUUCAGAUGAGUACAGCCAAAGCGACAAGCUUUUGAGGAUGGAAAAGGACCAGUUAGCUGCCAAAAUAGCUGAUUUAUCAUCCCAUGUGGAUGACCUGCAAUGUGAAAAACAGUCACUUUAUGAGGAGAAACAGAGGCUGAUCCUUGAAGUCAGUGCAGGGGAAGAUGAGGUUGAGCGGAUCACUAGUAAACUUCAAAAUUGUGAAAAGGAGUGCAAUAACUUCAGGACACAAAAGAUUGAGCUGGAGGCAGUCUUGCAAGCUUCCAAUGAGAAGCUUGAAGAAUCUGAGCACUUGAGUGAGCAACUUCGAGAAGAACUCAGUGCCACAAAGGUACAACUCGAGAAAAUGAACUCGCGUUGUGACCAUCUUGAACAAGAACUUGGUGCUUCCAAGGAGGCGCACAGACAGCUAGUGUGGAAAAAUGAUGAGCUGCAAAGGGCACUGGAGGCAGUUGGGAGAGAGGCUCAACAAAGCAAGAGCUUUGCAAGAAUGAAGGCUGACAAGAAGCAUGUGAUGGCCAUCGUGGAACUUGAAGAUCGUAAAAAAAGCUUGCAGAGUGCAGUGACUGAGCUCGAGCUCAAGUUAGAAAAGGCUGUGCAUGAAAACAAAUGCCUGAGGUUUCAGCUCAAAGCAAGAGAACAAUUCCAAGUUGGAAACACUACAGGUGCAGGAAACUCGAGCACGUCAGAUGCAUCACUGCGGUUCAUCAGUGUUGUUAGCAGCAGCUCGCCUCCUCGAUUGAGCCCCCACCAGGCCACUCCAGAUUUUUCCUUGAGGCAGCCUGUGACCCCUCUGGGCACCAGUCGUCAUUCCACUUCCCACUCCAGGUCGCAGCAUACCUCUCCUGACUUGGGUAUUGAUUCAGAUCCAACGCCAGAGCACGAGUUCUACUCAACACAUGCUGACUCAAUGAUAGCAUUCAAUGAGCACUGGCAGCACCGCAUGAGGGCUGAUUGGAGUCUUUCAACUGUACACUCGGCCCCUGACGGCAUUGGAGGUAACUGCCAGCUCUGCCAGCAAGGAAAGGACAAUGCUUCUUCAUGGAAGCUGAAGGCCAAUGCAACAUGCCCAGCUGGAGAUCUGCUGCACCGGUCCGACUCCCAGUCUCCUUCAAAGAGUGGACUUCCUGCAAUCUCCUGCAGCCUUUCAUCACCUGGAAUUCGGAUGUGUGCCAUUGUCCAGUUAUUGGAUCAUGAACAGCUUAAGAAGCGUGUGGAUGAGAGCAUCUGCUUGAUUCGCCGAGUAGAAGGCAUUGUUGAAAAAGCACUGGACGCUCUUGCUGAUUUUGCUUCUGACUGUACAGAGCCUCCAGAAUGCAAGAGCCUCCUUGAGGAUGCCGAAAAGGGGUGCCAGACCAUCAAAGGUUGCCUCAUUGAUAGCUUCAGAUUGAUUUGCAGCUUCACCAUUGCCCCAGUGCCAGACCAAAGGGAUGAGUCUGCAUUUGAGCUGCGAUUGGAACUGAGCAAACUCCAGGACAAAUACACCAAGCAGACUGCUGAACUUCAGAGUGCGCAUGAGGAAAUCGCAGCAUUCAAGGAGAAAAAAGAAGGAAUGGAGAAAGCCAUUUCUCGCCAAUUGAACAAGACAAAGAUGGUGCUUAAGCAAACAAGGGGCAACUUGACGAGUAUGCACAGCCGGGACACCAAACCUGAAAGGGACCCGAAGGCUGAAAGGAACUCCAAGGCUGAAAAAAAAUGAUUUUCUGUCACACUAGUAAAAGAUAACGGAGUGGUGACCACUACAAUUUCUUUAUUUUAGUUAGGUGUACUUAGACCAUACGCAAGUUUUUUUCUUGUUCGCAGUUUUUCUCAUGCACAAGUUUUUUUCUUUUUCCUAAAGAAGAGGAAAGAUAGCACAAAGCCACAUCAUUUCUAGCCAUAUCGUUUUUACGUACAAUUUGGUGGUCUAGUGCAUUUAGUGCUAAAAGCCUACUUAUUGCAAUGAGCUUCAUUGGAGCUAUGUUUGUAUACUGUGAAGCAUUCUGUCUUAAUUUUUAUCUUGUAAUUGUGGAAUUUGCUUCGUACAUUAGGAAACAUUUAGCUCUCAUAGUGUUCCCAUGUAUUAAUGCACAUGACUGCAUAUUAAGCAACCGUACAUGCAAUCUUACGUAGGCAGUUAUAAUUUUCACAUUAAUUCUGUGGGACCUGCAACAUUUGUAACUAACUGCAGUGACAAGAUAGUCUCAUUGUACAUAACAGAUGUAUUCACAAAAGAAAUAUACGCCAAACAUUGAAGAAGUA